AUUUUGUGUGUUUAAUGCAGAUUUUCUGAGGGGUGAUGCCCCGGUCGGCCAGAUCUUCAGUGUGUUAGACAGUGCGGCUCACGUCAGAGAGACAGACGUGUGUGUGUGUGUGUGUGUGUGUGUGUGUCAGCAUGGCUCUGACCGACAAACACAAAGUCAAGAGACAACGACUCGACAGAAUCUGUGAAGGCAUCAGGCCUCAGAUCGUGAACGGCCCGAUGCAUCCUCGUCCUCUGGUGGCUCUGCUGGACGGUCGGGACUGUACUGUGGAGAUGCCCAUCCUCAAAGAUCUGGCCACCGUGGCCUUCUGUGACGCCCAGUCCACACAGGAGAUCCACGAGAAGGUGUUAAACGAGGCGAUUGGAGCUCUGAUGUAUCACACCAUCACACUCACACGAGAAGAUCUGGAGAAGUUCAAAGCGCUCAGGAUCAUCAUCCGCAUCGGCAGCGGAUACGACAACAUCGACAUUAAAGCAGCCGGAGAGCUGGGGAUCGCGGUGUGUAACAUCCCGUCGGCGGCGGUGGAGGAGACGGCCGACUCGACGCUGUGUCACGUGUUGAAUCUGUACCGCAGGAACACGUGGCUGUACCAGGCUCUGAGGGAGGGCACGCGUGUUCAGAGCGUGGAGCAGAUCCGGGAAGUGGCUUCAGGAGCCGCACGCAUCCGCGGAGAAACACUCGGACUCAUCGGCUUCGGUCGUUCGGGGCAGGCCGUCGCCGUCAGGGCUAAAGUGUUUGGCUUCAGUGUGAUCUUCUACGACCCGUACCUGCAGGACGGUCUAGAGCGCUCGCUGGGUGUUCAGCGUGUUUACACUCUGCAGGACCUGCUUUAUCAGAGCGACUGCGUCUCGCUGCACUGCAACCUGAACGAACACAACCAUCACCUCAUCAACGACUUCACCAUCAAACAGAUGCGUCAGGGGGCGUUCCUGGUGAACACGGCUCGAGGAGGUCUGGUGGAUGAGAGGGCUCUGGCUCAGGCGCUGAAGGAGGGCCGGAUACGAGGAGCAGCUCUCGAUGUCCACGAGGCCGAACCCUUCAGUUUUGCACAGGGUCCUCUGAAAGACGCUCCUAACCUGAUCUGUACGCCGCACACGGCCUGGUACAGCGAGCAGGCGUCUCUGGAGAUGAGAGAAGCGGCCGCCACAGAGAUACGCAGAGCCAUCACAGGACGGAUUCCGGACAGUCUGAGGAACUGUGUGAAUAAGGAGUUCUUCAUCUCAUCAGGUUCCUGGGGCCUGAUGGAGCAGCAGGUUCAUCCUGAGCUCAACGGCGCCACCUACAGGUUCCCGUCUGGUCCAGCAGGGGGCGUCCCGGUGGGUUUGGAGGGUCUGGUUCCAGGAACCCACCCGUCCCAGACACCGUCCCCGAACCAGCCCUCGAAACACGGAGAGAGCAGAGAACAGCUGAGCGAGCAAUAACACCUUCAUCAUCAUCAUCAUCAUCAUCAUCACACGCCUCUAUACCUUCCUUUUACUCUUAUCCUUUUUCCCGUUUUGGAAGAAGUGGAUGUUUUAGGAACACAGCACACGGAAUGGAGUUUGUUAGUUUGACGUGUUUCUUUUCAAAAUCAUCUCUUACGUGUGAAUUAUUCAGUGUAGUUAAAUCAGCCAAUAGGAUGGAAGUGACGCCCGAAGCCACGCCCACUCAGCCAUCCACCACGAUGAUUGACAGCUCAGCGCUCUGCUCUGAUUGGCCAGGGCUCUCAGACUUCAGCCAAGGAGUGAAACACCAAACAAAACCUUUCUCUCGUGUGUUUAGUUUGUGAAUGAUCUCGACUAACGAACAGUUCUGUUUCUGUCUCGUACCAGCAGCAGAUUCGCUCUUGUUUUCCGCUUCAUUUCACUAUAUGACUCAGGAAGAUCUCACCUUCA
Carassius carassius (crucian carp) is the source of this 1874-nucleotide messenger RNA. RefSeq names its product C-terminal-binding protein 2. Gene Ontology annotation, molecular function: transcription corepressor activity; NAD binding; oxidoreductase activity, acting on the CH-OH group of donors, NAD or NADP as acceptor. The record is from RefSeq and is a predicted model, not a curated record. Bases 132 to 1421 code for a protein of 429 amino acids. The transcript has 9 exons. NCBI's taxonomy places the organism in Eukaryota, Metazoa, Chordata, Actinopteri, Cypriniformes, Cyprinidae.